UUUCAAUUAAUAUUUGAUAACUUAUUUGCUAUUUUACUCUCAGCUCCGAGUUAUUGUGGUUUACAUACCGUACGGGAGACCCAAUGGAGUUACGGCCCCAACGACUCGGUCAGAGAAAUCGACUUAUCUAUACCACCGCCACGUUAUAUGCCUUCAGAUUUGAAAGAGAUUCGUGAAAAUAAUCAACACUUUAUUGAGUCCACUGUGGAUACAAGCUAUGCAUCAGUCGAUCACAAUAUGAAUGAAAAAGUCACGUCCAAUGGCAUCGACUUACCAUCGCUGGUGUCGAUGGAAAUACUCGAGUCUCAAGCCUCGGAACCGGGCGUCAAAAAUGAGGAUAUUAUGAAAAGGGUGUCCGAAAUGAACCAAAUAGUGGCCGACGCCCAGCACUACUUGGCCACCGAUGAGAUGCUCAAUGAGGCCAAAGAAGUCAGCGAUCGGCAGACAGAGGCAGCCGUUGCGGUCGAGAAGACAGAGCAGAACCCGUGGGACCAAUCACUUCGACUCCAACCGACCGACUCUCUGCUACUCUUGACGACGCAAAUGAAUGGUAACACAGAUAUCAACGGUUCUAAUGACAAACAAAACGGACGGGAUGUCAUUAAUGGAGAAUUAUCUGCCAAUGAGAGCGACACCGAUAGUCUCAUGAGUCCUAACGAAAGUCCUUUGCAUAGGAUUAAUAUCCAGAACAGUAUGAAUGCGUUGCAGUUGUCUAACGGUGGGGUUACUGUGAACGGUACGUCCGGCCCCCGGACACAGUCCACGAGUUUUGGUUUACACAGUCCUGAUGUCUACCCGAACCUGAGUCGCGCGGAACAGGACCUCAUGGAUAGUCUCCAGCAAUUGAAAUCUGAGGCCGAAUUCAAACUCAAGUUCUCAAACGAUAUAUGUUUGGACUCCGAGAUGAUUGACUUGACGGCACUCCCACCUCCAGACACGCCCGACGGCCUGGAGGUCGAGUUCAUGGGUUCUGGAAUAGGGUUUCCCACCACUGAUGACCCGCCGACGCCUUAUAAGGAGGACAUAGACUUUACUGACUUUGCGACCGACGACUCGGCCCGAGUUGUGGCCGAAUUGGACGACUUGUGCGACACUUUGUCCGAAAUGCAGUCCACGGCCAGCGAUCGCAACUCAAACACGAGCCAACACUUGCAAUACAUGCCGCAAGACAUCGAUGACUUCAUUGAGUCAAUGACUGUGAGACCACCGCCGAUGGUUAACGACCAUAUGUCCAACGAUGAGCAGUACUUGUCUUCGUUUAUCAUACCUCCCCCUCCGAGUGCGAGUCCAUCGAUGACCAGAGCACAGGACGAUGUGAUCGCAAAGUUCUGGAGAGUGACCGACGACAUCAGGAAAAUGUGUUCAAACGACAUAAGUCCGAGACUUUUCAAGCGGGAGGUUCACAGCAGUAGUUCCGGUGAAUCGGGUUACGACUCUGCCUUCACUUCGGCCUCAUUUCCCUCGUCGACCACCGAUUGGCCCUCGGUCGGUUGGAGUCGAAGUGAUUGGUCCCACGGGUUCUGCUCUGUCUUCUCGACCGCAACGGCUGUCUCUGUCUGCCGAUCGUUGACUUCUUUGGUCUCAUUGAGCAUCUCAUCGGUGGCCAAG
Molecule: messenger RNA, 1608 nt
Organism: Oppiella nova
Lineage: Eukaryota; Metazoa; Arthropoda; Arachnida; Sarcoptiformes; Oppiidae
Source: the annotation of a GenBank genome assembly